Molecule: messenger RNA, 2171 nt
Organism: Moneuplotes crassus
Lineage: Eukaryota; Ciliophora; Spirotrichea; Euplotida; Euplotidae
Source: the annotation of a GenBank genome assembly
UUUACAAAUGAGCCAAGAAGAAGACAAAUCUAGCUCGAUUUAUAUGAGCUCGAGGGACUCGUAUGAUUUUUAUAGUGAGAAAGAUUCUGAGUGGCUCCAAAGAAUGGAUUCUGAUAAUAGCCUAAAUGAUCGAGAGGACACAACUGAAAGUUAUCAUCAUGGAGGGAUGAGUGAUGAUAAAUUUGAGCAAAUUCGACAACAAAUGCACUCACAAAUGAAAUCCAAUCCAGAGGAGCAGUCUUCAUUCUCAGAUUCUCGUCAAUUUUCAAGGGCAGUAUCGCAUUUACCUGACACACCAAGCCAUGAUCAAUGCUCUCGACCCCCUACUGUGCCUAGUUUGUCCUCUCUUGAUCCAGAAGAGAAGAAAAAGAACUUGAUAUUACAAUUUGAGCUAAAGAGCAGAAUGAAGGAUAUUUCUCAAAAGAUGUCUAAAUAAAGCUGCAACUGUUCAGGAAAAAGUUGAUCGUGAACACAGAAUGAAACAAAGAUAACCAAGCGGCUUUGGACCUUCUCAAUAGAAACCGCAAGAAGAUAGAAAUAGUUGAGGAUUAUUCUAUUGAAGAAGUUAAUGAAUCCAACAUAAGCUCGAGUAAUUCUCCAGAACCGAAGCGAAGGCUGGAGUUAGAAUUUGAGCAUGCACAGAAUGAAGACCACGAAAGUUCACAAGAUGUGCCUCUGCUGAACCUUAAUAAAGUUGCAACUGCCCAUUUCUCACCGAAGGAAAUCAGUAAUAUAGACAUAAAAGACUCUCUAAAUUGCACUAGUUCAGAAGCUGAGGAAGCACAUUACAGACAAACUUUCGGGAUAGAAGAUGAGUCUUAUGUAAAGUCAGAUUCAAAGGGACCAAAGUCAUGAAAUCCUUUUGUAAAGAACUACAAAGAAAUUGCUGAAAUGAAUGACCAGAAGACGAAUCCCAAAAUUGUAGAUCUCGUGAAUGCAGAAAGUCCCAAAAAGUACAGAGUCAACACUGAUAAUUCAAUAAAUCUGACUGAGAAGGAUGAUGAUGAAUCAGACCACAUCAUGAAGCCUAUGUCAAAGACUCUAAAGGGAGAAGACCUCAAUAUGAUGAGUCCUCACAAGAAGAGCCCCGAGUCACCAAGAAAGAGCCAUAGGAGCUCGAAGAAGAGCCGUAAAUCUUCUAAAAGGAAAGAAAUAGCAAAAGGAGCUAGGAAGACCUCCAUCGCUGAAACUUCAGAUGAAGAAUCAGAGGAAAGUGAGGACGAAGAUGAAGCUGAAGAGAGCGAGGAGGAAUCAGAAGAAGAUAGCUCAGUAUCUCAAACUAACACAACUGAAACAGAGACGGAAACAGAAACUGUAACCGAAUCUGAACAGACAGAAACUUCUGAAGCAACUUCAGUUCACCCUUACGAGGAAGAAAAGAACAACUUUGGAAAAGCUAUUCCAUUUGACAAAAGCAUUAAGCUGAAAGAUUAUGAGAUGAAAGCUCAGAGUGAUUCGAAAUUAAAAAUGAAUGAUCCGGUUCAAAAGAAGAGAGAUAUUUCCAAGACUUCUCCUAAAUGCAAGAAACAGACAUCUCCUAAAAAGCAGGCAAGCCCGCAUAUACAGAAGUGAUUUCAGAGGAAAAGUCCGCAAAAGCGAUACCAACAGAGUCUAAAGAAGAGCCCGGCCAAGGCUAGGCCGCCUUGAAGGACCAAGAUAGCUAAUUUAUACAAGAAUAUAGAGGAAACUAAAGCUGAGAAGUCCUCACCAAGCCCUUGACGGAAGAAGAAAAUUGAAAGGGAAUCUAAUAAGCCAUUGGUGGUGAAAUUCUUACAGAAAAUAGUAGAAAAUACUGAUAAAAACAUCGAAAUCUGCCCUUCUUUGCUUGAAGGAGAUUCAUUGGGUUUAUCAAUGGAAGAACUUGAAAUGAACGCUAACAAAUAUGUUAUCAUGUGCAUCAAAUUUACAGACGAAAAAGUUAAGGUCCUCGGCCUUUAUUGGCAUAACGGGGAUGGAAGGACAGGAAAAUUAUACGGAGAGAGCACUCUUCCAGCCCAAAUUCGUGCAACCAUGGUUGAUAAAUUCUUCAAAAUAGACCCAAUCCGGAAGAAAGUUAAAUGUAUUCAAGGUACUAAGCUUUUCAGCCCUCAUGUAGAUGCAGUCUGUAUAUUGCCUAAUUUGGGAAAGAAAGUCAUCUUAUCCAAACAUAAAUAACCCCAAGUCAAUUAAAA